CCUGGUCCCGAGAGACCUUUUUUGCUGUCUGUUCACAGCCUUGAGCACUUGCUGAUCAUGUCCUGCAGGAUGAAAACAACCCCAUUGCCAUGGAGCAAACUUGGGAUUCUUACAUCAAUUCCUUAAAUCAGAACUCCUUGCCCAGACAAGUGGAAGUGACCGAGGGAAACUAUUCAGGGUCACUUGAAAACCUGUCAUUCUCCAAAGGGGAUCUCAUCACGGUGGUUGACCUCGAGCCAAUUCACAUCAGAGCAGAAGUGAAGAGUGGUGAGCAAGUUCUGGACGUGGUCAAUAUACCUCUUGGAUAUGAAGGGAACUUUCAACUGAUUGCAGACCCGGUUUCUUUUGAAACUGUGGCUGAUUUAAUCCAUUCUGUCCGACUUCCCCAGAGUCCUGUAGCCCAUAGAAGUCCUCCCCGCUUCCAGAACUUAAUCCCCAUCUCCACAGAUGAUGUGCCCGUGAAGCUCAGGAAAGGAGAAACACUGUCCUUAAUUGGCUUUGAAGAGAGUCAGGGGAGGAAGCUGCUGCGAUGCGAGGUGCUGAGGAAGAAGCCCCCACUGAAACUCCUCCUCCCCAUGGACUGCAGGGGCUACUUCCUGGAAUGCCAAGAUGACCAGUUCUACUCCAUUGAUACCAUCGUGAAGUGGAAGCUGCUUGCAGGGAGGAAACGCAGGGUUAGGGUGCAAGCAGGACAUCGUCUAAGGCUUCUUAGCCCCCUGGUUCCAAAGCACUUUACAGGACAUUUAGUUUUGCAUCCCUAUUUCUCAGUGAUGGCGUAUCUGCCAGGUGAGACCCAGGUUAGCAUCCUCUCUGAUCUGGACAUCAGUGUUACUGAGAUUGCCUGCUUAGAUCGUAAGCCCAAGACAACAAUGAGACAAAUAUACAGCAUGGAAGAAAACAAGUUCCCGGUGAGAAUUAAAAUAAUGAGCAUGGUCCGGUCGGAGAACAAGAUGUACCCGAAGCCUCUGAAGUGUGGGCAGCUCUUAACCAUCCUCAAGACUAAAGAUGUGAAAAAAUUUGUUGCCACUGAGAUUUCCCAAGGAAAGAAAGGGAGGCGUUUUCUCAUCCCACACACCUAUCAGGGCCUGGUGCUUAGGAGAGGUCGUUAUUUUUAUGCUGUCUCUGAUGUUGCUGCUGCCAUGAGACAUGGACAGAUCUGCUUCCAGGCCUCCAGGGACUACACCUCCUCCCUGGGACCUUUUGCAUCUUUCACAGCCGGUGAGUGCUUCCUGGCCCUGAAGAAGAGUGCGGUGUCUGCCAAGAUUCACAAUAAGCUACACAGGGUGGAAGUCCUUAAGUGUGUGAAUAUUACCACCAAAGCCCAUGUCAAACUGCCUUUGUUCGCAGUAGGAGAGUUCCUGGAGCUGUUUGAUGAUGCUGGACCAGGGACCCUGCUGGAGCUAUGCCAAGUCACGAAACUGCCAUGCCACAUCAGAGUGGCCAACCCAGAUCCCUCCAUGACUAGAGAUCCUCUGUAUGGAACUGAGGAACUGAGAAUUGAAAAUGUCAUCAUUGAACAAUGCCUCAUAGCUAAAGACGAACCAUCAAAGGAGGACAUAAUCUCCUCAGAAGACAUAUACACAGAGUGGCCAGAAGCCACAUUUGAAAUCCCAAUUGAGAAGUCAAGCUGUGAAGUCUUGGUGGUGGAAGAGCGUUCAUGGAUAGCGGAUGUUGGGAAAGAGAGAUACACGCCUCUCCAGAGCAUCCAGGAGGUCACUAAAGAGUCUCUGGCCUUUAGUAAUUACUUGAUCAUUCCCUGUCCACCGCCACUUGCUCCGAAGCCCAGAAGAUUGUUUUAA
Messenger RNA from Grammomys surdaster, 1799 nucleotides. RefSeq names its product protein THEMIS3-like. The coding region runs from base 90 to 1799 and encodes 569 amino acids. The record is from RefSeq and is a predicted model, not a curated record. Lineage: Eukaryota; Metazoa; Chordata; Mammalia; Rodentia; Muridae. The transcript has 4 exons. Gene Ontology annotation, biological process: T cell receptor signaling pathway.